Dufourea novaeangliae is the source of this 1545-nucleotide messenger RNA. RefSeq names its product GDP-Man:Man(3)GlcNAc(2)-PP-Dol alpha-1,2-mannosyltransferase (gene Alg11). NCBI's taxonomy places the organism in Eukaryota, Metazoa, Arthropoda, Insecta, Hymenoptera, Halictidae. Gene Ontology annotation, molecular function: GDP-Man:Man(3)GlcNAc(2)-PP-Dol alpha-1,2-mannosyltransferase activity. Gene Ontology annotation, cellular component: endoplasmic reticulum membrane. The transcript has 8 exons. The coding region runs from base 94 to 1545 and encodes 483 amino acids. The record is from RefSeq and is a predicted model, not a curated record. Gene Ontology annotation, biological process: protein N-linked glycosylation.
AUACAUUAGUGUACAUAUACAGGUACACGUGUCAAAAUAAUUUUAUUAUUUUCAAAAUUUCCUGAGACUAGGCGUAUACACCGCAAUACACUUAUGAUAUCUAUAGUUUUAUCACUCAACAUGUUGAUUAUAUUAUUUAUUUGUAAAAUACUAUGUACAUUGAUUACUUUGCCCAUUUUAUUGGUAACAUGGAGAAGGCUGUACUCGAAAAAGCGAUCAGAAAGGUCCCGCAAGGAAAUUGUUGUUGGCAUCUUUCAUCCAUAUUGUAAUGCAGGAGGUGGUGGUGAAAGAGUACUUUGGGCUGCGGUUAGUGCCAUACAAACUAGGUAUCCAGAUAUACACAUAAUAAUUUACACUGGAGAUCUUGAUGCUGAUCCAGAACAAAUUCUCAAUAAAGUGGAAAAAGUAUUUAAUCUUAAAAUUCAACAUAAACUUGAGUUUGUAUACUUGCAUAAACGCAAAUGGGUGGAAGCUUCAAUGUAUCCCUAUUUUACCCUUUUGGGUCAAAGUUUAGGAUCAGUUUAUUUGGGCAUUGAAGCUUUAAAUAGCUUUGUACCAGAUAUUUACAUUGAUACUAUGGGUUAUGCAUUUACAUACCCAUUAUUUAGAUAUAUUGGGGGAUGUCGAGUAGCAUCAUACACUCAUUAUCCUACAAUUUCAACCGAUAUGUUGAGGCAUGUUUACAGAAGAGUUAUUUCGCAUAAUAAUAGACGAGUCAUAGCUAGAAAUCCAUUUUUAUCUGCAGCCAAAAUUGUUUACUAUAAAUUGUUUGCAUUUAUGUAUGGUUUGGCUGGCAGUAGUGCAGAAAUUAUUAUGGUGAAUUCUUCAUGGACUGAAGAACACAUCAAUGCCAUUUGGAAGUGUCCAUUGAAAACUCAUAGGAUUUAUCCACCAUGCGAUGUGAAGCACUUGACAGAAUUACCACUUCUUAGUGAUGAAGAGAAGAGCAAUAACAUUCGUAUAGUGUCAGUUGCACAAUUCAGACCAGAAAAGAAUCAUCCAUUAAUGUUAAGAGGAAUGUAUGAACUUAGGUCAAUCAUUGAAGAAAAAGUUUGGGACAAGAUUCGUCUAAUUCUCAUCGGUUCUUGUCGAGAUGCGAAUGAUGAAAUGCGUGUUAAAGACAUGCAGGAUUUAUCUAAACACUUUGCAUUAGACGAAAACGUGGAAUUUAAACUGAAUAUACCAUAUUCCGAGCUUAUAUCAGAACUUCAACAGGCAACAAUAGGAUUGCAUACUAUGUGGAAUGAACAUUUUGGUAUCAGUGUAGUUGAAUGCAUGGCAGCAGGAUUAAUUGUUGUGGCUCAUGCUUCUGGGGGUCCAAGAGCUGAUAUAAUAGAAAUGCAACCAGGAUCGCAAAAUGGUUUUUUGGCUGAAGAAGCAGAAGAGUAUGCAAGAAUAAUUUUACAUAUUAUUAAUAUGCGUCCAGAAGACAGAAAUACUAUUAAAAUGGCUGCUAGAGCAUCCGUAAGCCGAUUUUCAGACGAAGUAUUUGAAAGAGAAUUCUUACGAACUAUAGAACCAUUUUUCAGACAAAAACAGGAAUGA